CCCGUGCUCCCACUUCCACUGCUACAGCAUCGCACGGACACCACAUGAAUCGAAAUCUCACAAGAAAAGAAUAGGAGACGCCAAUUUGAUUUGGUUUCUUAGUGCAAUAUUUUAGAUUCUUUUCUAUCUCGCUCCCCUUUCUUUUCCCCCUCGUUGCCUUUUCACCGCGUCUGUGUGUGUGUGAGAGAGAGAGAGAGCUGCUCUAAUGAUACGAGAUCCGAGGAGGAAAGCAGUAGCCAGCGUAUGUGGAGCCUUUCUCUGUUUGUUUCUUUCAAUUGCCUGCGAAGUUGCGUGAUUCUUGCUAUGAUGGGGAGAGUUUCACUGUGAUCGGGGGGAUAAUUGGCGGCAAGAUUGCAUCUUGGGGUUUCGAAGCAGCAGGGUUUGAGUCGAGGAGGUGAAUUGAGCUCGGUGGUGGAGUUUAUACACACGUUUCUGGUUGGAUUUUCUUAGAGACUUUGAUCGAGUAGAGAUAGACAGGGUUCUUGGUGUUUUGUGGCCGCUCUUGAUCGACUUCGAGAGGAGAUUUUUGGCAGAAGAAAAAAGGAAUUUCUCUGGUUCUCCAUUCUGCGCCGGAAAUUUCUCCUUUGUCCAAUCGCGUCCUGAACAAGGAAUCCCAAUGAUAGAACGAAUCUUGUGUUGUGGAGGAGAUGAAGACUUGGCUUGCUUGAUAGCAUUCUCCCAAGACUAGUUAGAGUUGUUGUUUCCCACGCUUGCUUUCGGUGAAUCCAUCAAUGAAGGACCACGAUCGAUGCCUGGACUCCCAGCUCUGGCAUGCUUGCGCUGGCGGGAUGGUUCAGAUGCCGGCCGUGAAUUCAAGGGUCUACUACUUCCCCCAGGGUCAUGCUGAGCACGCCCAAGGGGUUGUGGACUUUGGGACCUCUCGGCAGAUACCGCCUCUCAUCCUCUGUAGGGUGACUGCAGUCAAGUUCAUGGCUGAUAAGGAGACGGAUGAGGUCUUUGCCAAGAUCCAGAUGGUCCCCAUCAGCAACAGCGAGCUGGACUGUGGCGAAGACGGCUGCUUGGAUCUUGGUAUGAACGGAAUUGAUUCGCAAGAAAAGCCUACAUCUUUUGCCAAGACACUGACGCAAUCGGAUGCCAACAAUGGUGGUGGAUUCUCAGUCCCUCGCUAUUGUGCUGAGACCAUCUUCCCUAGGUUGGACUACUCAGCGGAACCCCCUGUGCAGACUGUGAUUGUGAAGGAUGUACAGGGCGAGGUCUGGAAAUUUAGGCAUAUAUACAGGGGGACACCACGCCGGCACCUGCUCACCACUGGAUGGAGUACCUUUGUAAACCAGAAGAAGCUGGUGGCCGGGGAUUCGAUUGUGUUCCUCAGAGCAGAGAACGGAGAUCUACGCAUUGGGAUCCGGCGUGCCAAAAGAGGUGGGGUUGGUGAUGGCCCCGAGACACCUUCUGGGUGGAAUCCUCCGGGUGGAAGUGGUGUCUCUGGCUAUGGUGGAUUCUCUGUCUUCCAAAGGGAGGAAGAGAGCAAUUUGAUGAGAGGUACUGGUGGUAAUUUUACCUCGAGCAGGGGUAUGAGAGGAAGGUGCCGAGUGACGGCAGUUUCUGUGGUUGAAGCAGCAACCUUUGCGACUAGAGGGCAUCCCUUUGAGGUUGUAUACUACCCAAGAGCCAAUACGCCUGAGUUCUGUGUGAAGGCUGCGGCAGUGACAGCAGCGAUCAGGACCCGGUGGUCACCAGGGAUGAGAUUUAAGAUGGCUUUUGAAACCGAGGAUUCAUCAAGGAUUAGUUGGUUCAUGGGGACUAUAUCUUCAGUUGAGGUUGCAGAUCCUGUAAGAUGGCCUAAUUCACCAUGGAGACUUCUUCAGGUGACUUGGGAUGAACCAGACCUGUUACAGAAUGUGAAACAUGUGAGCCCAUGGCUAGUUGAGCUGGUCUCACACAUGCCAGCCUUAAAUCUUGCACAUUUCUCCCCACCCAGCAAAAGACCGCGGAUACCCCAACACCCUGAUUUCCCCUUUGAAAGUCACUUUCCAACUCCAAUGGUCCCUGGAACCCCCCUUGGGCCUAGCGACAGCAUCUUUUGUUGUAUUUCUGACAGCGCUCCUGCAGGCAUACAGGGAGCCAGGCAUGCAAAUUUUGGUUUAUCUUUAUCAGAUCUCCACCUUAACAAACUGCAGACGGGCCUGUUCCAUGCUGGGUUUCACCGGCUUGAUCAUGCUACCCCACCCUCAAGGAUAUCAACGGGUGUUAUUGUCAGCAAUUCCACCUUUCAUGAUAACAAUGUAUCUUGCUUGCUAACAAUUGGUCAUCCUUCUCAGAGCCUGAAGAAAUCAUGUAACAGAAAGCCACCACAAUUAGUGCUCUUUGGGCAGCCAAUACUCACUGAACAACAGGUAUCUUUGAGCAAACCUGAGAACAUAUUCUCCAUUGGUGCUGCUGGAAAGAAUUCACCAGACGGGAAUCUUGAGAAUAUGAAUGUGUCUGAUGGCUCUGGAUAUGCAAUAGGUCAAAAGGGGCCAUGUUUUAGGAAUUGUCGAAAUUCAUAUCUCAGUCUUCAGACUGGGCAUUGCAAGGUUUUUAUGCAAUCAGAAGACAUCGGUCGCACCCUUGACCUCUCUGUCUUUGGUUCAUAUGAGGAAUUAUAUGGGAUGCUUGCUGACAUGUUUGGAAUUGAGAAGUCAGAGAUAAUGAGCCAUGUGCUUUACAAGGAUGCAGCUGGUGCAAUUAAACACACCGGAGAUGAACCAUUCUGUGACUUCAUCAAAACAGCCAGGAGGUUGACAAUAUCGACUGACUAAGGAAGCUGACGACGAAGCAAGUUUGUGGAAUCUCUUGCCAACUGUACAGUUGAAUGAGCAAGUCUCGGAGUGCCAACAUCAUGCGCGCUUCAUUCUUCGAUGCUGAUUUUAUGUAACCAUAGCCGCUUCUCAGUUAUACAUCAUCGAUCUGCAGUAUCAAAUUUGCAACUAAGCAAUAGUCGUUAUCAUUUUUAUUUACCAGAAGGGAUGGUUCAUAUGUUCUAUUCUUGCUUGAUAUUACUGCCUCAGUAACUGUUGCAGCAAAAGCACAAAAUUUCAUUUUUAAUCAAGAUGAUCUGUUCUUAUGAUUUAAACUGUGGUAUGUACCUUUCUUGUCAUGCACACAGAAGAAGGUUUUACUCCAUCCUAAAUGUAGCAGAAAAUAUAAUGAAAACUGCUGUAAUGUGUGUACACUAUGAAUCAUUGGGAUGCGUUGUUCA
Messenger RNA from Musa acuminata AAA Group (dessert banana), 3199 nucleotides. RefSeq names its product auxin response factor 22. Lineage: Eukaryota; Viridiplantae; Streptophyta; Magnoliopsida; Zingiberales; Musaceae. Gene Ontology annotation, molecular function: protein binding; DNA binding. Bases 732 to 2759 code for a protein of 675 amino acids. Gene Ontology annotation, cellular component: nucleus. The record is from RefSeq and is a predicted model, not a curated record. The transcript is spliced from 6 exons. Gene Ontology annotation, biological process: regulation of DNA-templated transcription; response to hormone.